AUGAAAAUAAAUUGUGUUAUUACCGAAGAUGAAUUAUCAGAAUGGUUAAAAAAUGAUGUUGAUGAAGUUAAAAAGGUUCUUGAUACUGAUAAAGAUUUUGGUACUGCUGGUGUAUUUAAGCCAGGAAAAAAUGGUCAAACACUAGAUCAAGUAUCUACAUUAAGUCGAUUGGAUUGUGUAGGUGCUGUGGAUAUGCUCUUUAAUCGAAGAUAUUCGGCUACUGUUACGGCAGAUAUUCUUUUAUCAUGCAUCGAAAUGAGCAUCGACAUGUUCAAUAUUUUGAUUAGACCUAUAUUAGAAGAUCUUCAAUCAAAACCUGAAGAAUAUAAUGCAUUCAAAAAUUCAGAUAUUUAA
Rotaria socialis is the source of this 354-nucleotide messenger RNA. The record is from the annotation of a GenBank genome assembly. Lineage: Eukaryota; Metazoa; Rotifera; Eurotatoria; Philodinida; Philodinidae.